AUGUCUUCUCCACAAGAGUCUCUUGACUUCAACGGCGCCUCCGACGCCUCCCAGACCACCCCUGUCUCCCACCAGACCACGGCCAAUCCUUCCUCCUCCAGCCUUUGCAGCUUGCUUACCUGGAAGGACCCUGUCGCCACAGGAAAGGUGUUUGGUGGCCUCUUGCUCGGCCUUGUGCUCCUCAAGGUCAACUUUAUCAACUACAUCUUUUACGCUGCUUACCUUGGCCUCUUGGUCUCUGCUGCCGCUGAGUACGUGGGCAAAUUGGUCACUGGACAGGGCUUUGUCACCAAGUACACCGCCCACGCUCCAUCCUACUCCAAAUUUGUCAAUGACUCCAUCUUGCCUGCCAUUGGCAGAUUUGCUACUUGCGCCGAGUCCAAGGUUCAGCGUAUUGUCUACGCCCAGGACAUUGAGUUGACCUUGAAGGCUGCCGGUGUGUCGUACGUCUUGUACUUCGUCACCUCCUACUUGUCCUUGUACACCCUUGCCAUCGUCUCCGUUGUCUUGGCCUUCACCGUGCCUUUCUUGUACGUCCAGAACAAGGACGAGAUUGACGCUGCCGUUGCCCACUACUCCAAGAUCGUCAGACAGAAGUCCUCCGAGUUGACCGACCAGGCCCACAAGUCCGUCGCUCCUCACUUGGACACCUUGGCCAAGAAGACCGGCCCUGUCGGCGACUUCAUCCAGUCCAAGUUCCCCACCAGAACCGCCGGCUCCACCGUUGGUUCCGGCAACGACACCUCCUACAACACCGGCGCUGGCUCCGAGCCUGUUGCCGUGGAGAAGCCCCUCGAAGGCGCUGGUUCCGCUGCCUCUGCUCACGCAACCGGCUCUUCUUUCCCAUCGGUGCCAUCUGGUACUCCAUCCGGCGUUGUCUCCGAGGACCCAGAGCCCGCUUCCACCGAGACCGCUGCGUUGUAA
Messenger RNA from Candidozyma duobushaemuli, 924 nucleotides. RefSeq lists its product as uncharacterized. The transcript has a single exon. Bases 1 to 924 code for a protein of 307 amino acids. The record is from RefSeq and is a predicted model, not a curated record. NCBI's taxonomy places the organism in Eukaryota, Fungi, Ascomycota, Pichiomycetes, Serinales, Metschnikowiaceae.